AUGACCAAGGCAACUGAAACCAUUCUCACCUUAUUUACGCUUUCAGCAAUCUAUUUUGCUCUCUACAGCGGAGUAAUUCCAAGUACAGAAAAGAUCCAUUCCGAAAUCUUACCAUACCUCCCAUGGUGGUGCUUAGUUACGUUUGGUGCCUACGCGUUAGGAACCUUAGGAUGGGGUGUAUACACUUUCAAAGAUAAAGAGGAUAAGUACAAGGAGUUAUUGGUCCAAAUUGAAGAAGCCAAGGCAUUUUAUAAGAAGGAAGGUGUUAGUUUAGAUUAA
Messenger RNA from Dujonia railenensis, 279 nucleotides. NCBI's taxonomy places the organism in Eukaryota, Fungi, Ascomycota, Pichiomycetes, Serinales, Debaryomycetaceae. The record is from the annotation of a GenBank genome assembly.